UCCAAGUAAACGGUGCCUGUUCUUAUCAUCUUCUGUCUCCCCUAUUCUCCUCUGCCCUACACUGUAUAGGUUUUGGCCGGGUUGCUCUCAUGGAGUCCCAAGCCCAAGAAUAUAACCUGAGGGCAUUGCUCGUUGUGGAUAUCAAAGUGAACCAGAUGAUCCUGUCGGCGAUGCUGCGCAAAUUUCAAGUUGAAACUACUGUCGUUCACAAUGGAAAGGAAGCUGUUCAACUUUUUCUUGAAGGAGAAACAUUUGACAUUGUUUUGUCUGACAAUCUCAUGCCCAUGAUGACUGGUCCUGAGGCAAUAUCCAAGAUCCGUGCCAUGGGAACUACUGAUGUGACGAUUGUUGGAGUCUCAGUUGACACCAACAGCAUGGAAGCGUUCAAGGCUGCAGGUGCUAAUGUGUGUGUCCCCAAGCCCAUGACGCUUGAAAUUCUUGAGGGUAUCCUUCAGGAAGUCAUGAGCAAGAAGAACGUGGCCAGCGCAUAUAGCUAGAUUUGUGAAAUCAGAUGGAAACAAUAGCAAAAACGACUACCUAUCGUCAUUUAGAGUCAUGGUUAUCUUAAGAAUUUAAUUAGGUUCAUGGUUUUAUUAAUGCAUUGUUUGGUGUGAGUUGUAAUCCUUUUGAGUAUGUGGUUGUUGUGUUAAACAUUUUGGUUCAUGUUAAUUAGAUUGAUGCAUGUUUUGAUGGGAGUACUUGUAAU
Messenger RNA from Oryza brachyantha (malo sina), 706 nucleotides. RefSeq names its product two-component response regulator ORR42-like. The record is from RefSeq and is a predicted model, not a curated record. The coding region runs from base 90 to 497 and encodes 135 amino acids. Gene Ontology annotation, biological process: phosphorelay signal transduction system. The transcript is spliced from 3 exons. Lineage: Eukaryota; Viridiplantae; Streptophyta; Magnoliopsida; Poales; Poaceae.